AUCGUCGUGAAGUGUAACAGCGACGACAGCGUCGUCAUUAACAAACCGAUUUUCGCCGUCGUUGAACUGACUGAAGUUACGUGCGAUGGCGUUUAAACGUUCCGUGACGGCGCUUCACGUGUCCGUGGAACCGGUGCUGCUGUUCAUCUUCCUUGCGAAAGUGUUCUCGUCGAACCUGAGCACCAAUCUGCUGCUGUACAAAUCGUGCGACCCUACGGGCGCGAUGGCUAGCCAGGUGGGCUCAAAGUGCCCGGACGAAGCGGCGGCGCAACACGUAGUGGCGCCCAUCGUCGGCUGGAAGUCUUUCGCCCAGAACCUGGUGCCCAUCGCGAUGGCCAUGGCCGCGGGCACGUGGAGCGACCGACGCGGCCGCCGUCGGCCACUAAUCGUGCUGCCGAUCGCCGGCCAGAUAUUGGCGGACGCGCUGUCGCUGUACUGCACGGUCGUGUGGUCGGUGUCGCCGACGCUGACGGCCAUCGCGCAAACGGCCGCGCUGUCGCUGACCGGCGACCUGCCGAUGCUGUUCAACGGCAUCAAUUCGUAUGCGGCGGACACGACCACAGACCGGUGGCGGACGUUCAAGUACGGCAUGGUCGGCAUGACCAUAGCCUUCAGCUGCAUUCUGGGAAUGCUCGCCUAUGGGUUCGUAAUAGUCAAAAUGGGUUUCGUAGCCGCGUACGUGGUGUCCAUCGUCCUGGGCCUGAUAGCGCUCGUCUUCACUUUCCUGUUCAUCCACGACAGAGGUGUCCAACAGCCGUUGUCCCAAGACGUCGUCCAGGCCGUCAACCCGUUAGAAGUUCUCCGCCGUUGUUACCUAGUGAUGACCAAGCGACGUGAUGGCCAUGGCAGGCUGAUCCUCUGUCUUACCUUGAUUGUUUGUGCGCCGCUAACGAGCUCGAUACUACACGGAGAAAAGUCAAUAUUGUAUCUAUAUUUGAGGUAUAAAUUUCAAUGGAAUGAACUAGACUUCAGUAUUUUCAUUACUUACCAGCUAUCGGUUAUAUUAGCAGGCUCAUUAUUUGCAUUAGGUAUUUUAAGCUACAAGUUUCGAUUGAACGAUGCGUUAGUUGGUACAAUUGCUUCUAUAUUUGAUAUUUUAGCUUCAAUCGCUUACUUUUUAGUUUCUAAAUCAUGGCAAAUGUUUUUAGUACCGCCAUUAGAACUCCUCAGAAAAUCAACUAUUAUAUUAACCAGUUCUAUAGCAUCAAAAUGCAUUGAAACUGAUGAAUUGGGUACUAUGAAUGCAGUGAAAUUAUUUAUGGAAAAUUCGAUAAUGAGUGGAUUUAUACCAUUAUACAAUUUUAUAUACAACCAUACAUUUGAAUCGAUGCCAAAUGCUUUUUUUUUAAUCAGUAUUGUUCUAACAAUUCCACUUAUAUUUGUUUUUUAUUUGAUAUAUUACUUAAGUAAAAAUCAAAAAUCGAAUACUGCUGAAAACAUACAAGUUCAAAAUAAAAGACACGACACCGAAAUCAAACAAUGACCUUAACGUAAUUGGUUAUCAUAUUUAGUAGAAUAAAACUAAACAAUGAUCAAUAAAAAUACAUU
Melanaphis sacchari is the source of this 1548-nucleotide messenger RNA. RefSeq names its product proton-coupled folate transporter-like. The coding region runs from base 86 to 1483 and encodes 465 amino acids. Gene Ontology annotation, molecular function: transmembrane transporter activity. The transcript is spliced from 6 exons. NCBI's taxonomy places the organism in Eukaryota, Metazoa, Arthropoda, Insecta, Hemiptera, Aphididae. Gene Ontology annotation, cellular component: membrane. The record is from RefSeq and is a predicted model, not a curated record. Gene Ontology annotation, biological process: transmembrane transport.